Molecule: messenger RNA, 1468 nt
Organism: Syzygium oleosum
Lineage: Eukaryota; Viridiplantae; Streptophyta; Magnoliopsida; Myrtales; Myrtaceae
Product: bark storage protein A-like
Exons: 5
Coding region: 238-1290 (350 amino acids)
Biological process (GO): nucleoside metabolic process
Molecular function (GO): catalytic activity
Source: RefSeq, a predicted model, not a curated record
AAUUCUGUUCACUUGUCUUUAUCCACAGAGAAUUGGUGGGUCGUUUACUAUUCCUUGAAAUCUAACCAAACUUCCCCCUUAAAUACAUGCUUCCAUGCCUUAUCUUUCAUUUCACAUCUCUUACCCUGCACUUCGUCUCAUACCCCUAACCCGAUCUCCUUUCUGAUCUCUUGAGCUUACUACUGAAAUUUCUGAUUCUAUUUUUUUGGUAAUUUUCUGGACCUGAAGCGUUGAAGGAUGGUGUGUCCUUUGAGGGCGGCAAUGCUUGGGCUUCUUGCCUUGGGAGCGAUUGCUGGAAGCAUCAAGAGAGCAAAUGGUGCGGUUCCUCCAAGCUCGAUGGUGAAGAUCGGACUGAUGAACAGUCGAGGUCCAUACAUCGCUAUAAUCGUGCCCAACUCUUUCGAGAUGAACCCUCUUCUCCAAUCUCCGAGCUUUCAAGCUGAUCCGAACUUUCCUUACUUGGACAUUUCAGGAAGGAGGUUUCGAUUCGGAAAGGUCGAAAAUAAGAAGGUCGUGAUUGUCAUGACCGGAUUGAGCAUGCUUAAUGCAGGCAUAACCACAGAAUUGCUUCUCACUCUAUUUGAGGUGAAAGGAGUUGUGCACUACGGGAUUGCAGGCAAUGCAAAUCCUCAACUCCAAAUCGGAGACGUGACCAUCCCACAGUAUUGGGCUCACCCCGGCCUUUGGUAUUGGCAGCGAUUUGGCGACGGACCCAACGACGAGCUGUCUUUAGAAUCGAAUGGGGACUAUACGAGGGAAAUUGGGUAUCUCGAAUUCGCCAAUUACAACAACGUAAGUCAAAAUGGGGAAGAAGUGGCAAAUCUUCUGAACAGAGUGUGGUAUCAGCCCGAAGAGGUCUUCCCAAUCGACGGUGUUCCUGAAGUCAGGCAACACGCCUUCUGGGUUCCCGUUGACCAGCGCUACUAUGGAUUAUCGGCGAAAAUCACGGAUUUGAAGCUAGGGGCUUGUGUGAACUCUUCAACCUGCUUGCCAAGAGAACCAAGAGUUGUGAGAGUGGAGAGGGGAGUGAGUGCCAACGUGUUUGUGGAUAACCAAGCUUACAGAGAGUUCUUGAGAUCCAAGUUCAACGCCACUCCGAUCGACAUGGAAAGCGCAGGCGUUGCUCUGGUGUGUCGCCAGCUCGGCAUGCCCUUCGUCGCUUUCAGGUCUCUCUCCGACUUGGCCGGCGGUGGCUCUUCGCUCUCCAACGAGGCCUCCACUUUCGCCUCUCUCGCCGCUCAGAAUGCCGUCGACGCCGUGAUCAAGUUCAUCUCCCUCUUGCCCUCAUAAUCCCCCAAUCAAUCAUUGCUUCCUUUUGGUGUUGAGGGAAAAUAUAGUGUUGAACUUUGCCCUUCUAAAAAUUAAGUUUGUCUCUCGGGUUUCUAGAGCUUGCAUUUUCUCGAGUUGUGAGAGAAUUUGUAAUUGCUUGUAUUGUUUAUCAUACUAUACAAAUAUUUAUACAAGAUAC